This is a messenger RNA of Frankliniella occidentalis (western flower thrips), 1724 nucleotides long. It is a transcript of the gene ple, whose product is annotated as tyrosine 3-monooxygenase. Gene Ontology annotation, biological process: dopamine biosynthetic process from tyrosine. Gene Ontology annotation, molecular function: iron ion binding; tyrosine 3-monooxygenase activity. NCBI's taxonomy places the organism in Eukaryota, Metazoa, Arthropoda, Insecta, Thysanoptera, Thripidae. The record is from RefSeq and is a predicted model, not a curated record. Gene Ontology annotation, cellular component: cytoplasm; axon; perikaryon.
AACGGGUACCCGUCGCGCCGCCGCUCCCUGGUGGACGACGCGCGCUUCGAGUCCCUCGUGGUGAGGCAGACCAAACAGAGCGUGCUCGAGGAGGCUCGCCAGCGCUGCAACGACUGCAGAGACGCCGACGCCCCCUGCGACUAUUGCUACUCGCUCACCACACAGAUUGGCUCCGACGGCGAAGAGGUCGAAGAUUGCUCGCGCUCCAUCGACGACGAACACGAGACUAACGAGGACGAACAGCAGACCGUCUUUUCCGACGAGAGCGACGACGACGACGAGCAGCAGACGACACUCGACGAUGAUGACUCCGGACUGACCGAGGAGGAGGUGUUCCUGGCCAAUGCCGCCGCCGAGAACAAGGAUGCCGAGAACGCGGUGCAGCGCGCGUCACUCGUGCUGCGCAUCAGGGAGAGCGGCGGCUCGCUGUCCCGCAUCCUCAAGACCGUGGAGAACCUCAAGGGGACGGUGGUCCAGCUCGAGUCGCGGCCCUCCAAGACCCCCGGCUGCCAGCUCGACAUCCUCGUCACCCUCGACAUGGCGCGCACCGCGCUGCUGCAGCUGCUGCGCUCGCUGCGCCAGUCGGGCGCGCUCGCCGGCGUCACCCUGCUCAGCGAGAACAAGGUGGACGCCAAGGAGGCCUGGUUCCCGCGCCACGCCCGCGACCUGGACAACUGCAACCACCUCAUGACCAAGUACGAGCCCGAGCUCGACAUGAACCACCCGGGCUUCGCCGACAAGGCGUACCGCGAGCGCCGCAAGAAGAUCGCCGAGAUCGCCUUCAGCUACAAGUACGGCGACCCCAUCCCGCACAUCGAGUACAACGAGGACGAGAUCUCCACCUGGACCUCCGUGUUCCGCACCGUCGUCGACCUGCUGCCCAAGCACGCCUGCGCCGAGUACAACCGCGUCUUCCAGCUGCUCCAGGAUGAGGGCAUCUUCCGCGAGGGCGCCAUUCCCCAGCUCAAGGACAUGUCCGACUUCCUGCAGCGCCACACGGGCUUCACGCUGCGGCCCGCCGCCGGCCUGCUGACCGCGCGCGACUUCCUCGCCUCCCUCGCCUUCCGCGUGUUCCAGAGCACGCAGUACGUGCGCCACCCCACCUCGCCCUUCCACACACCCGAGCCGGACUGCAUCCACGAGCUGAUUGGACACAUGCCCCUGCUCGCCGACCCCAGCUUCGCCCAGUUCUCCCAGGAGAUCGGUCUGGCGUCGCUGGGCGCGUCCGACGCCGAGAUCGAGAAGCUGUCCACCGUCUACUGGUUCACGGUGGAGUUCGGUCUGUGCAAGGAGAAGGGCGUCGUCAAGGCGUACGGCGCGGGCCUGCUGUCGGCCUACGGUGAGCUUCUGCACGCCGUGAGCGACAAGCCCGAGCACCGACCCUUCGAGCCCGCCAGCACGGCCCUGCAGCCCUACCAGGACCAGGAGUACCAGCCCAUCUACUACGUCGCCGAGAGCUUCGAGGACGCCAAGCAGAAGUUCCGCAAGUGGGUGUCCACCAUGAGCAGGCCGUACGAGGUGCGCUUCAACCCGCACACGCAGCGCGUCGAGGUGCUCGACAGCGUGGAGGGCCUCGAGGGCCUGCUCAGCCAGCUGCACCUCGAGAUGAUGCACCUCACGAACGCCGUCAACAAGAUCAAGGCGGGCUUCUAGGCUCGCACCCCACCACCUCUCUCUCAUCUCAUCCUUUAAUUUAUCGCUUUCUUUCUCGACUUGAACUAUUA